Molecule: messenger RNA, 4486 nt
Organism: Varanus komodoensis (Komodo dragon)
Lineage: Eukaryota; Metazoa; Chordata; Lepidosauria; Squamata; Varanidae
Gene: SWT1
Product: SWT1 RNA endoribonuclease homolog
Exons: 19
Coding region: 289-2967 (892 amino acids)
Cellular component (GO): nucleus
Source: RefSeq, a predicted model, not a curated record
AAGGGCCUUUUGAAGGAGGGGGUCUGGCUGUACGGGCGCCGCGCUCGUGGGUGGUCGACCGCCGGGUCUGGACAGGCCGCUCCGUGGCCUCGGAGAUGCUCCGCUCGGCUGCCCGAAGGAAGAGAGCGGGGCGCGGAGGUCCCUGCCGUUAAGACAUGCUCAGGAGCACUCUUGCCUUGCGUCCCUGGCCGCUCGUUUGCAUCUUUUCCGGGGCCGGCGGCCCUUCCGUCGCCUGAAGUUCGCUCCGCGCCGCUCGACGCGUCUCCUCAGGAGUAUUGACAUGCCAACAUGUCCAAAAAACACAAAAAGGUAUCCAGAGAAAAGGAUGAGAGUUCUGAUAAGAAGGUGUUUGGAAAGGUGCAAGACACUCCUUUUCUACAUGACCAUGGAGAUUUGACAGCUGACUGUCAAAACUCUGGUACAGUUGAAAAGAAAAAUGAAACGGCAGAAAUUGAAAGCAAGCUUGUGAAAGAGCAGCCAAGUCAAAGGUUGGCUGGCAACACUGAACACAUGAAGACAAAAAGCUGUCUGGAUCUCAGAGAUACUAAAGGCCUCCAAGAAGACAUUUCAACAGAUAGACGAAAGGCUUGUAGUGCUUUGGUGCCCCCUGUGGUGCAUGGGAAGGUCAUAAUGCAUUUUAAAAAUAAGGCUCAACCUGUUGGGAAGAGAAGCCACAUGGAUUCUGCAGUGGCAUUUUCUAGCAAGGAAUGCUCUGACAAAAAUAUGUGUGUUGACCCUGAUACUGAAAGAAGAAAAGUGGAGUCACUGCAGUUGAAGAUCCUGAACAACCGGAGGAAAAACAAAAUGAAGACCAAAGUGAAGCAUAGUGGACUAAAAGAAGUAAUUAAGAAAAGUUUGCUGGAGAAGCUCAAGGAAACUACUCUACCUGUGAACUCUUCUUCCCACCAUAAGGAGAAGACUUUGAAAUCAUGUGAAUUGCGUAGAAAACAGGGCAUUUCAGAGGAGCCAUAUUCCAGCUUUUCAGCCUUUAAUUUCUCAAGUCUGAAAUCACCCACACAGGCCUUUAGAAACACUUCUGAAAGGACCAAGCAUAUUUCACCAGAAUUACCUAGCAAAAACGACAAAGAGAUGCAAGCCCCCCCCUUGACUGAACCAUCCAAGUGUUGGAAGUAUAAACAGAAAAGACCAUUGCCUACAGAGUCCACCAAGGAUAUUGGUAAUCCAAGGAUCCUGGGAAAUAAAAGUAAACCUGUGGCAUUUCAUACGACUCAGAGCGCUGAAGCUUCAUGUUCUUCCUGUGAAGCCAUUGAAGAUGCUGAUGAGGACCAAGAGAUGCAGAUUGUGGAAGAUUUGCACGCAGCUCGCAUUGACAAUAAGAUGGCGUUGCCAGUGGUGCAGACCUGUGGGGAAUUGACCAGCAUGGAGAUAGACCUGCGAGAUGAUGAAUCAAAUAUGUCUUUCAGAUCUCUUUCUGGCCUGAAUACUUUGAUUGUGGUUGACACUAAUAUAAUGAUCCGCCAUCUAGAAUACAUUAAGUUUUUGAAGAACAGGGUUAUUCCAGGUAUUGGCAGAUUUGUACUUGUAAUUCCCUGGGUGGUGUUGCAAGAACUGGACAACUUAAAGAAAGGGAAAAUAUUGGCAAAUGUGGGGCAGAGAGCAAUCCCAGCAGUGAACUUCAUCUAUGUUUGCCUGAAAAACCAAGAUCCAAAGUUGUGGGGGCAAUCCAUGCAACUUGCUUCUGAGAAAACAGAUGGUUUCAGCGUUAGGAACAACGAUGAUCGUGUUUUGCAGUGUUGCCUGCAGUACCAGAGCCUUUUUCCUCAGGCCGAAGUUGUGCUGCUGACGGAUGAUAAAAACUUGUGCAACAAAGCCCUGGUGAGCGAAGUAAGGGCAUUUAGUAAAGCAGACUUUGUGACUGCACUCCAGAAACUUACUGGGGAGGCUGUAGCUGUGAACCAAGACAAUUCCUGCAGCUGGAUGAAAUCAAACAAAGCUUCUGCUAAACAAGAAGUUAACAAGGACUCCAAGAAGAUGGAAAAUUCCACAGAACCUCUGUCCCAAAUUAUUCUAGAGUCUCAAAAAUGUUUGGGGGAAGUUUUGUCUUCUAUACUAGUAACAGAAUUGAAGAUUGCGUAUGGCGACCUGUGGACAGAGGUAGUAUAUCAUAAACCCCCGUGGACACUCGCAAAUGUGUUGGAGUGCUACAAAAAACACUGGGUGGCUGUUUUUGGGAUGGUUAUUUCAAGAAGCUUUUUAUCAACCGUUGAAUAUUUAUAUACACAUCUCUGCAAAGCUAAAAUAAUUCAGCAGUCCACAAUGAAGGUGGUACUUCAGGAAUCCAAGAUGCUGCUGGAGACGUUCCGCUCAAGAUCAAACUAUGACGGUGUGCUUUUACAGGCCUUAUCUCAAAUAGAUAGACUGCUGCAGACUUUGGAGAAGAUUCAGUCAGAUACUGGACCAAAUUCUUCAGAUACCUUCAAAUCUACUUCAGGAAGUGCUGCUUGUGAAAAAAUGGAAGAUGUGCCGUUGGCCACUCAGGCAGAGGAUAAGUCACCCAAGCCUUUAACGCAGGCAGACAGGCAUCAGGAAAUCUGGUCCGUCCUUGAAAGCAUCUGGAACACGAUGAACCGGUUCAGCCUUGAAGUUUUCCAGAAGUUGGACCUCAAUACAGUAACAACUCCGCAGGAUAUGGCUGCCUUCAAAGAAGCUUUCUUAGGCCUUCAGAAAUUAAUGGUAGCUGUAAAUGAAAUCCUUGCAGCAAUUCGGCAAGUUUUAAUCACAAAUAGCAGCUUUCAAGAUGUUUUACCCCUCUAUAGCUUCUUAACUAAUCAUGAGAUAAAUAAUAGUAUAAAAUUUUCUGCUGAAGAACUCCAAAACUGCGUUUCCCAGGAGGUGUACCGGAGUCAGUUAUCAAUUGGAUGCGGCCAGCUCGUUCAACUGGAACACACCGUUAAACAGUGCUAUGAAUCAGUCUGCGCGGAAAUCUCGUCCAGGGGCUGGUUUUGAUUCUGCCAUCAACCGAAGCUUUUAAAGGGAUUUUCUUUUCAGCUGGGCACAGGAAUUCCACAGUUGAGCCCAAGUUGGCCACCGCUGUCCUGAAACUUAAGAUUUUGUGCUCGCACAUGCUCUCUCUCUCUUUCAAUGAGUGUUUGCAGGUCAAACUACACAUUACAUUGAAUGUACCCUGUGUGUGUGUGUGAGAGUGUGCGCGCGUGCAUAAUUAGCAGCUGCCUGGCAGGGGAUGGGUGAUCUGCGAUUGGGAGCUGAGAAAGAAAUUUAGAACCUCUCUAGAGCGGCUCUUUGUGCCAAUGUCCGUGGUCCUUUAGCAGUAGUUGUUGGGACCACUUUAGUCAGGUGCAUCAGGUGAAGAACGAAAGCCCUGACCCAGUUCCUGUCACUGGUGGCAACCCCGUGGCCUUUCAGAGGUUUUGGUCCACAGCUCCCAUUAUCCUUUACCAUAGGCUGUGGUGGCUGGGGCUGAUGGGUGUGGCAAGGCCAAGGCAUCAGGAGAGCUACACGCUGGCUACCCCUGCUUGAGCUGCCGCUUGCAGACAAAAGGCGAACCUACACACAGAAUGCAAUCUGUGCAUUCCCUAAAAUCAGUUACAGGAAAGAGAUUCAGCAUAGCAGCAAGGAUGCCUAUGCCGGCCGAGUGCCUAGCAACCGUGUCGCAGGCCACCAGUCUUAAUUUCUGCCUUGACAAUCCCCCCCACCCCCCACUGCACAGGUAUGCAAGGUACCAAUCUGCAAUAAGGAAGAGGCCUCCGUGACCUCACUUAACCCUUUCCAUGCUCCCUCUCUGACACAGCACUGUCACCCUGCCAAAAAUCCCCUUCUCAUUUUAACACUGCCUGCGCAGCAAAAUAGGCAGGGCGGAGGCAGGGCUUGCAGGCAGGCAUCUGAGCCCCCAGACAAGGCGCCAGGCCUUCUGCGGGCAAGAACCGUAUGAAGAUGGCGGGGGGAGGCCAUUUUGGCCCCAUCGGUGUAGCACUGUGCUGAGGAGGGGGGCACAAAAACCACCACCACCACCACCCUGGGAUCCCCAGUGCUUGGUUCCAGCCCCACUAUGGGCGUGAAGCAUUUGGAAGGGAAAGCGGCAUUUUGCAUGGGAGCAGUUGCUGUCUGGGCAAGCAACAGUGGCAAGCAGAGCAGGGAGGUCCUAAGAAACAAAACUGGCGGUAAACAGAUUUGAGAUGGAAAUGCAGCCUCUGUAAGCCAAAGGCUAACUUUCGGAGUCCUGCAUCUGUUCAACAUCGGCAGAGGCGGUAGUGCUCUUAAUGCAAAGCUAGAAAAGGAACACCAGAUAAGCUUAUGAUUGUCUAUGCGUACUUGUUGUUUCAACGAUCAUAUUUGCGAUCUGACUCUGCCAGAUGCAUGACAGGGCCUGAGAUUUGCAGUGGCCAAAGCUGAGGAGCAGCUUUGUUGAAGUCAAUACGAACUGUAAGGAUUUGAUUGUUUUAAAACGUUUAAGACUAUUUCAUUUUUAGUUGAAUUUUUAAAAUAAAUAUGUACUGACUUCAUAUAA